UUUUUUUUCUUUUUUUUUCUUGUAUUCAUACUUUUUUUCCUUUCUUUUCUCUUUUUAUACAUCAUGUCUUUACGUUGGGGUAUUUUAGGUACUGGUAACAUUGCCAAGACAUUUGCAACAGCUUUACAAGUAUCAAAGAAGGGAUCCCUGGUAGCAGUAGGUAGUCGAUCCGAUGCUUCGGCGGUAGCGUUUGGACAACAGUAUGGACUCGAUGCAUCACAGUGUCAUGGCUCUUAUGAAGCAGUAUUACAAGAUCCUAAUGUCGACAUUGUUUAUAUUUGUUCCCCUCAUCCUUGUCAUCAUGCUAUGGCGUUACAAGCAGCUCAAGCCAAGAAACAUAUGCUGGUGGAAAAACCCUUGGCCAUGACCGAACAACAAGUACAGGAAAUCAUUCAAGCUUGUCGUGAUCAUCAUGUAUUUUUGAUGGAAGCCUAUAUGUAUCGUUGUCAUCCUCAAACUAGACAAUUGGUCGAUUUGAUACGUGCUGGUGAUAAGAUUGGUCAAGUUAAAUUGAUCCGUGCCAAUUUUUCUUUUGAUGGUCGUCCCUUGGGUCCUUCCUCUCGUUUAUGGAGAAAUGAAUUGGGUGGUGGUGCCAUUAUGGAUAUUGGAGGAUAUCCCAUGUCUUUUGCCAGAUUGAUCGCAGGUGUAGCUCAACAAAAAGAAUUUGCUAACCCCACUAAAGUGAAAGGAACUGGAUAUAUUCAACCUGAUACACAAGUUGAUGAAUGGGCCAUUGCAUCUUUGGAAUUCGAACAUGGUAUAACGGCUCAAUUGUUCACAGGUGUGUUUGCGGAUAGUGAUUGUUAUGUGGAAGUCAUCGGUAGUGAAGGUUCCUUCAAAGUCCCUAAUCUGUGGCGUCCUGAUCUUGGUCCUGUGCAAAUCGAAUACAAGUCUCAUUCUAAUCCCACGGUGGAAAUCAUUAACAUCCCUUUGGAAGAAACCAAUUUGUUUGCAAUGGAAGCUGACGCCGUUGCUGAUGCUCUUCUUGGAAAUCAGCUUGAAUGCAAGUACAUGACUUUGGAUGAUACUUUGGGUCAAGUACGUGCUAUGGAUCAAUGGAGAAAGGAAAUCGGUUUGUGUUAUCAAGAAGAUCAAGUUUAGUCAAUCCAGAAUCAUUGAAAGCUCAUUGUAGUUUAGUUCAGUCUUUUGUAUAUUGUUUUAUUCUUUUUUUUUUAUGAAAUAAAUUCAUCAUUAUCCCCCCAUCACCUUUCAAUUCAUUCAUCAUCAUACCAAAUAUCGUUCCUACAAUCAAACAAAGUCAUACAUCAUUCCAUCCUUCCUCCAUUCGAUCAUUCAAC
Halteromyces radiatus is the source of this 1298-nucleotide messenger RNA. RefSeq lists its product as uncharacterized. NCBI's taxonomy places the organism in Eukaryota, Fungi, Mucoromycota, Mucoromycetes, Mucorales, Cunninghamellaceae. Gene Ontology annotation, molecular function: nucleotide binding. The record is from RefSeq and is a predicted model, not a curated record. The coding region runs from base 64 to 1101 and encodes 345 amino acids. The transcript is spliced from 2 exons.